CAGAGAAGGCCAGUUUGUUGCAGGAGCGCGUGGCGCUAUUGACCGUAACUAGGCAGCAGCGCAUAUCUGGCAACCCACAGUACAGCUGAGAGCAGCGAGUGCACUCUGCCAGUGUAAUAUCAACAUUGGAAAGGACGCAGUCCAAAUACAGAGAUGGCAGUGAAUGUAUACUCCACAUCAGUAACAAUUGAGAACCUGAGCCGACAUGACAUGUUGGCAUGGGUGAACGACUCCCUUCAGCUCACCUACACCAAAAUAGAACAAUUAUGUUCAGGGGCGGCUUAUUGUCAGUUCAUGGACAUGUUGUUCCCAGGGUGUAUUCUUUUAAAGAAAGUGAAAUUUCAAGCAAAGCUGGAACAUGAGUUUAUACAUAACUUCAAAGUACUCCAAGCAGCUUUCAAGAGGAUGAACGUUGAUAAAAUAAUUCCUGUGGAAAAAUUAGUGAAAGGAAAAUUCCAGGACAACUUUGAAUUUGUCCAGUGGUUUAAAAAAUUCUUUGAUGCCAAUUAUGACGGGAAAGAGUAUGAUCCCAUUCAAGCUAGACAGGGCCAAGAUGUGGCGCCUCCACCAAAUCCAGGUGAACACUUUUCCCACAAACCCAAGAGAACUGGUCCCUCAGGGCCUCAGAGAACAUCGCCAACAGUACCUAAAAACAUGCCCACACCACAGAGGGUGACCACCACCAUAAGAAAGAACCCCACACAUGCCCGAAAUGGGGGAAGUGAUGCUGAAAUCAUGGAGCUUAAUCAACAGUUGAUGGAGCUGAAGUUAACCGUAGAUGGUCUGGAGAAGGAGAGAGAUUUCUAUUUCAGCAAACUUCGAGACAUUGAACUGAUCUGUCAAGAAAAUGAGACUGAAAAUAACCCCAUUAUCAAUAGGAUAAUUGAUAUUCUGUAUGCUACAGAGGAUGGCUUUGCACCACCAGAAGAUGAUGAAAUAGAUGAGCAGGCCCACUUGGACCAGGACGAAUACUGAGCAUCCUCCUCUUCCACAUCGUCGUGACCCUUCACCAUUUCCUCUCCCCACCACUUUGAAUGACUCCCCUCUAAUCGCACGUUAAUAUCCUCUCAGUUUCCUACAAAUGUAUGGGCUCACCAUAUAUACUCUAUCUCUUUGUCCUCCGACACUGGUUUAUACACUACAUAGGUAUCAACAAACACUCGCCGUCCUCACCCCCAUCCAGACAAUAGCACCAACAACAACACAUCCUAGCCGUCACAGCAUGACAUAGAGAACGAACAAAAGAGAAGGCAUCAUAGAUCGUGGGUAGCACAACGGACUGAAAAAUGUAAAUAUUGUGAUGGGAAAGAUGUUUUUGAAGAAAAAGAAAAUGAAGAAAAAUGUAGCUUGGAAUGCAGUUAUUCAUUGUGAGAUUUUCAUACACAUUUUCUUUGAGGUCCGUCUCGGCUCCAUUCAGUAUGAAAUGAUCAGUUUCACGCCAUCCAUCUGUGUCUCCAGCUUCAGUCUGCCUCUCUCACUGACUGUACACUUUUAAAGGGAUAGUUCACGCAGAAAUGUCUAUUCUGUUAUCAAUUUCUCACCCACGCAUUGUGCCAAACCUGUAUGACUUUCCUUCAUGGAACAAACGAAGAAGGUUGCUCAUUUCCAUAUGACUGCAGAAAAUAGGGACUGAAGCUUUCAAGCUUGAAAAAGGACACAAAUGAAGCAUAAAAGUGGUCCAUACGAUUCAUACGCUAUAUUCCAAGUCUUAGAGCUUCUUACAAACUUCAAGAAAACACCAACAAGAGCAAGAGAAGAUGUUACGAUUUUAAGUGAAUAAUGGAACGGCAUGAAGGUGAGUAAAUAAUGACAGAAUUUCAUUUUUAGAUGAACUAUCCCAUUAAAUGACUAAAAACAGCAGACACUAUCAGGAAGAAUGCCAGUAAUAUCUUAUGAAUCUUUUAUAUCUGCAAAGACACUGAUGGAAAUAAAUGCUCAGCUAUAGAGAGGACUUUUAUACUUUUGAAUGUGGAUGAGCCAGUGACAGGGUAAAUAAAAAAAAAAAAAAAAUAAAAAUGACAUGAAAAUAUGUCAGCGAGGCUUUAAAAUGUGUGAGACAACAGUAACUUAUGGCACAGGUUGUUUUGCGUAUACCCAGGGAGCAUGUGAAUGUUAUACAUUGACAAUUUAUGAGUGAUUGUUUGAAAAUUAUAUUUUUCUGUUGUGCUUGAUUGUGACAUUAUUCUUACACCUCAAAAUAGAAACUCACCAAAUGGAUGGAAAGUGGUAUUACCGUUAUAUUCAACUAGUGUUCACGACACUAUUGAGCAUGUGGGACAGUACUCAUUGAUACUGUGUACAUUUUAUUUUGGUGGCAACCAAAUGUGAUACUACUGAUCAGAUGAUGUCAUGUCGAAUUUAACUGACGUUUGCUGCUAGUGUUGCUGCAUUUAUGUGUUUUGAUUUGUAUUUAUUUCGCUCAGCUAUUGAAUGUGCAUUCUUAAUUGUAAAUCAUAUCCGAUUUGUAUAAGGCCCUGAUCAAAUUAAACAGAGAUGUUAGAUGUCAUUGGUUUGAAUCGACUUCUCUCUGUGUUGAGAACCUGAGUCAUCUUGUAUUGUCUCAGUAUGGCCAUAAUUGUGUUUGCAUAAAUUGAUUUGAGUAAAUAAACAUUUGUGAAAAUA
Cyprinus carpio (common carp) is the source of this 2622-nucleotide messenger RNA. It is a transcript of the gene mapre3a, whose product is annotated as microtubule-associated protein RP/EB family member 3. The record is from RefSeq and is a predicted model, not a curated record. Gene Ontology annotation, biological process: regulation of microtubule polymerization or depolymerization; protein localization to microtubule plus-end; spindle assembly. Gene Ontology annotation, cellular component: microtubule plus-end; spindle midzone; cytoplasmic microtubule. NCBI's taxonomy places the organism in Eukaryota, Metazoa, Chordata, Actinopteri, Cypriniformes, Cyprinidae. Gene Ontology annotation, molecular function: microtubule plus-end binding.